Molecule: messenger RNA, 6615 nt
Organism: Odontomachus brunneus
Lineage: Eukaryota; Metazoa; Arthropoda; Insecta; Hymenoptera; Formicidae
Gene: mirr
Product: iroquois-class homeodomain protein IRX-6
Exons: 5
Coding region: 2560-4530 (656 amino acids)
Biological process (GO): cell development; neuron differentiation; regulation of transcription by RNA polymerase II
Cellular component (GO): nucleus
Molecular function (GO): DNA-binding transcription factor activity, RNA polymerase II-specific; RNA polymerase II cis-regulatory region sequence-specific DNA binding
Source: RefSeq, a predicted model, not a curated record
AUUGUCGCGUUUGCCGACGCUAACCGCCGGCUCCGUGCUCGAUCGACGAGGGAGGAUGCCGACGACCCGAGCGGAAAGAGACGAGAGCCACGCACGACACUCGGCCUGCUAAUACGAGCCCGCGGUACGAAUUUGCGCGGGUACGACGAGGUGGCGGCGGAGCGGCAUCAGCGGCAGAGGUGGUGCCCGCACCCCCACCAGAACACACGCCGUGUCGACCUGGACCCUCCCACCCGUCUCGCCGAGGGCAAACCAUCUCGCAAAAAUCGUCCCCCUUUCCGUGGAAGGAAAAGAACCACGGCGACGACUCUGCCACUGCCACCACCACCACCACCACCACCAUCAGCGGCGAGUCGAGCGUUUCUCUCGUCAUCGGGCCACCACCACUAGCGCGAUACUAUCGUCACCGCCAGCGCCACCGGCACUGUACGUACGGGUCGCCUCCUCCUACGACACCGCGAUCAACCGUCAUCUCGCGGAACUCGUGGAUACGACGGAAACUUACAAACUGCGGCCACGUCGUUCUUCCGCGAAGCGAGGAUACGUGCCGAUCAGCAGUUCUGUCAUUGGACCUCGGUGAAACUCGUUUCCAGCCAGAGUUUCAUUUUCGCCAGUGACAAUCGCGUAUUAGUGCACACCGGGAUAAUGGGUAAACGUUGAAUUGGAUUUUCGCGUUGCGCAUCGUUUGAAAAAAAGAAGAGACUUUGCGGAGGAACUGUGAGAGGGAAAGAGAGAAAAAAAGAGAAAAAAAGAGAGAGAGGGAGAGAGAAAAAGAGAGAAAGAAGAAACGAGAGAAAUCGAAAGAGAGAGAGGGAGGGGGGAGAGAGAGAGUAAAGGAGGAUGAGAUAAGAGGGAGACAAUAAGGCCAAGCAGGAACAACGGUGUCUAUCCUGAUCGUUGUCGUGUUGGAACACAAGAGCGUACAACACGCGGUAGAAGCCGCGUCAGUUUGUACUUGGCGCUUUCACGAAGCGCGCGAUCGGUAGCGCCACGAAGAGCCACGAUCGGUGACCGGUCUUCAACGGCGGCGGUGGCGGCGGACGAGCCGAAGAGGAGGAAGAAGACGCACUCGCCUCUCUUUCGCGAGUUCGCAGCGCGUGAUUGCGCAGGCCGCCGGGCGACCGGCUGCGUGGAAGGACCGUGAAGGAUAAAAAGAGACGGCCAGUGUACGCGAUCCACGUCGUCCUCACCAUCCUCCCUCACGCAUACACCCACACACACACACAUCAUACUCUCUCUCUCUCUCUCCCCCGUUCACUCUUCUCCUUCUCUUUCUCCAUUCUCUCACUCUUCCUCCGUCCUCCUCCAUCGUUCCUCUCCUUUUUCAGCGGUGUCCCUCCGACACCCUCACUCGCUACUACCUCUCUCUCUCUCCCGCCUGCUAUCCCCCUUCCUCCCCUGCAUAGCCCGUCCUGCCGUCCCUCUAGUGUUCGCUCGCUCUCACUCCCUCCUCCCUCUAUCACGUCUCUCCAGCUCGCUCCCUCUCGCCGUUGCCGUCUCGCUCGCGCCCACGGCCGUGCACCUCCGCCUUCCUAUCCGCCGAGCGAAGGACUGGAUUCCGUCGAAAAGAAACGACGAUUCGGAGGAUAGUCGCGACCGAUCAUAGCUGGCGCGGUGAUCGGAUCAACCGAGUGAACUAGCCGCCGCGAUUAACCGCAUCGCGCGCGUACGAACGCCGACACGUACGUACGUGUAAUACACGUACGUACGUACGUAUUCAUCUACCUACCUAUCUACGUACGUUCACCACGCAUCGCGCGCUGCGCGUGUCCGUGCCGCGCGUCGCGCGACUUUUUUCCGCGACGUCGGUACCGCGAUUCGCGACACCCCGACAGUGUGCCGGCGGCGGCUCGCUCUCUCUCUCUGUCCGCGGGAAAGGACAGACCCACCGCCGCGCCUCCCCUUACAAGCUCAGCGCGAGUGUGACCACAGUGCGUGCGGACUGUUGACGACUGUCGGCUGACAGUUCGACUUCCCUGUGGAGUAUUGCAUCGUCCGCGACGACGACGUCGACGUCGGCGACGACGAUUGCGACAACGACGACGACGACGACGACGACGACGACGACGUCGACAGCGGCAACAAACCGCUACCGGUUCCGCGGAAAACUGUCUAUUGCUAGCUACUCCGAGGACUGUCCGGUCUCGCCUGCGUGCUGCUACAACUUGCCAACGUCGCGUGUGACAGUGCGAGUGCAUAUGCCGGCAGCGGACCGCUUGGCAGGAUCGCAGGAUCGAGCGCAGUCGGGCACCGAGCCGCGACGCCGGAGCACGCGGGAGUGUCGGCGCGAGUAGCACCCCCGGGGGGUGGCGCAGCCACUACACGCGACAGAUAGAGGCUCCUCGCACCCGCGCCCCCGCGGCAUAAGAGCAUCGAACGCGCUAGUGAAAGAGAAAAUAAGAGGAACGGGCGAAAGUGUGACAGAUAAUCCGUCGCGAGGUGACCGAGCGAGGUGUGCACCGGGAGGCCACGCGAGGCACCUGGCCGCAGAUGCCGCGGACUGGAAAGAUGAUCGCGUAGCGGUGCCCGACUAACACGGCCCUGAGCGGCCGACACAUCAUGUCACAGUUCUCUUUCCGAGGAUCGCCAAAUCUACAGUGUCCUGUGACAGUGAGCUCGUCGUUGGCGCCGUCCUCGGUUUCGCCGGCAACCGGCGCGAUACUGAGCGCGGGGGGUUCGUCCCUAAUCGGCGCAACCGGUACGACGACGAAUCAUCCGCUGGACGUAGCCGGUCUGUCGAACGCGAGGAUGGCGGUGACUAGCGCGGUGGUGCGGCCACCGGGUAGUCCCACUACCUCGGUCAGCCCGUCUCAGGGUCAUCCGCCGCCAUCGGCCGGCGGUCCGGCAGCUGCCAGGUGCUGCGACACCGGUCGACCGAUCUUCACGGACCCGUUGACGGGCCAGACCGUCUGCUCCUGCCAGUACGAGCUGCUGGGUAGCUACCAGCGUCUAGGAGGACUACCCACGGCGGCUCUCUCCAUGUACAGCGCGCCCUACGCCGCCGCCGCAGCGGCCGCAGCGUCCGAAGGCAUGGCGGCGUACUUCCCUAGCUUGGGCGCCGAGCAAGCACCCUUCUACACGCCCACGGCUGCUGGUCUGGAUCUCAAAGAAAAUCUGGGAGCUGGAGCGGCGGCGGCGUGGCCUUACCCUUCGGUGUAUCACCCUUAUGACGCCGCUUUCGCGAGUUACCCUUUCAACGGCUACGGCAUGGAUCUGAACGGCGCGAGGCGAAAGAACGCGACGCGGGAAACGACGAGCACGCUGAAAGCGUGGCUGAACGAGCACAAGAAGAAUCCCUACCCCACAAAGGGCGAAAAGAUCAUGCUGGCCAUCAUUACCAAGAUGACGUUAACGCAAGUGUCGACAUGGUUCGCGAACGCGCGGAGGCGUUUGAAAAAGGAGAAUAAGAUGACGUGGGAACCGAGAAACCGAGUCGAAGACGAGGAUAAUAAUAACGAGGACGACGACAGCGGGAGGAAGAGCGUCGACGAGAAAGAUCGGCUAGAUUCGAAAGACUCAGGUACAGGUUCCAGCGAGGACGGCGAGCGGCCGGCGCACCGCCUCGACCUCCUGCACAGUAGCAGCGGCGGAUCGGCGGGCGUUCAAGGUAGAACCGAGAGCGAAUGGAGCGAGUCGCGAGCGGACAGCGGCCCGGACAGUCCGGAAUGCCUGUACGACCAGAGGGAGCCGAGGCAUCCGUUGCAACUGCAACAUCCGGCCUAUCUCGCGCCGAAUCACGGCCGGCUGUUGCGUCACCCGUCGCCGGAGAGUACGUCGCCGGGUAGCCAACACCAUCAUCUACCGCCGAGCACGAGCGCGUCCACCACGGGCAGCGCGGUGACCACGAAGCCGCGGAUCUGGUCGCUCGCGGACAUGGCGAGCAAGGACGGCGACCAGACGACGAAUACGAAUCCCAGCACGAUGACGGAUCUCGCGGCGACGCCCUACGGAAGCGUGACCACCGGUGGAGGAGUAGGAGGAGGCGGCGGCGGCGGCGGCGGCGGAGGAGCAGGUAAACUUGUGAAUCCGCUGGCCAGUCGAUUGCCGACACACCAUUCUUUGCACCCGGCGAUACACCCGGGCACGCAAUUCGUACGACCGCACCCGGACUUCUAUCGAAACCUGUACGGUGCGUCUCAUCUCGGCACCGGCGAUAUAUCCCUGCUAGAGACCUACUCGAGGACUCUAGGUGGCCUGGGCGGCGUGAUGCCGCCAUCCACCGCUCCGAGCAUACUGACGACCUCGUCCUCCGCGAUCUCCGUCGCCGGUAACGUGAAACCUUUCUCGAUCAACGGAGGUGCCGUCGGCGUCGUCGGCGGUGGCGGCGUCGUCGUCGGCAGCGGCGGUGGUGGAGGAGGCGGCGGCGGCGGUGCCGCUGGAUCGGCCGGUGUCUUACUGACCACCGCGUCUUCCGGACUGUCGCCGUCGUCGUCGUCGACGGCGUCCUCGGGCGGGUCCGACCAGUCGCCGCAUCCGGCAGGCGGUCUCGCGUCCGCGACGCAGGAGCUCAAGUCACCCGGACGAGUGUGACUCGACGCGACCGCUGAUCGCCGAUGAGAGCAAUGGAAACGAGAGUAAAGGCACGAGAGACGGACGUCGUAAUCGUACUCGUAACUCGCGCGCGCUGUGCAACUAACGACGCGGCGUUUUCGCGUGUGGUGUGGCUGACAAUAAUCAGAGGACAAGGAUCUUGUAAUUAGUGUACAGUAUAGAACGGGAGACGACGAGAUACUGCCCCGAUACACCCCCACCUCCCACCCUCGUUCCUAGUCUUUGACAUUUCUCCCUCGAUAUGCCACGAUGUUCCUUUCAUCUCUCGCCGCCUGUCCCCUCCCCUCACCCUCCCGCCCUUAUAUUCCCUCUUCACUCCCGGACCGAGUUUAUUUUCUGUACUCCGUUUAUUAUUCGCGAUAUGAGAACGGAAAAUCGUAGUACCGACUACCCCUAGUAGGUGGCUAAUCGCGGUGUAACCGUACGGUUAACUAGCGUCAACUCGACAAGUACUCUACUUCACGUAUAAAUAUUAUAAAUAUAUAUAAAAAAAACUCUAUACGAUGAUAAUAAUAAUAAUUAUUAUUUAUGCGUUUGUAAAUAGUAGAAGAGAGGCCCAGUAGAGGAACAGUCCGGCCAGUGUAUGUAUUGUAUGUAGAGUAGACACAAUAUUACUAGCAUACCUGAGAUCACACAUAAUUCAUAUUAAUGACGAUUAUUAUUAUUAUGAUUAUUAUGAUUAUUAUUAUUGUUAUUGCAAUGUUUAUAAUAUUAUCGAUUCACGUCGACUCGGUCGUGCAUGACGAGGUAUGGGUCGUUUCGGUCGCAGCGAUGGAUCGCGAGGGACGGCCGGAGAAUUAACGUAAAGAUUUUUUUCAAGACAUUGCCCUUGGUUUCUCUCUCUCUCUCUCUCUCUCUCUCUCUCUCUCUCUCUCUCUCUCUCUUUCUCUCUCAAUCUUUCUUCUUGUAAGUACCCUUCCUUCUUAUUUAUUUGUCUUCUUUUUGUCUUUUCCGAGGAUCAUGUUCCGCGAGCUUUCGCGCGAAACGUACUACCGCAGCGAGAAACGCCGCCGAAUCGCGAUCUCCCAACGGAAACGUCGAGCGUUUCCGUCGAUUCGCGCGUGACAUCGCUUGCCGAUCACACCGCGACCGGUAUAGCUCCGUUAACAUGAGAGAAACAAGGAAGAAAAAAGAAACGAAAGGAUGGUAGAAAAGAGUUCACUUCCGGCCGUCGAGACCUCGAAGACGAUCGUGAGGACAACCCGGGUCGCGCGAGUCGGCGAGGUCGCGCGCAGGUGAAGCCCCCCCUCCUCCUCCGGACACAACGGCUGUCAACAUAUCAUGUCAUGUCGAGAGUGAACGAUCGCCAUCACCUUUUAGUCAUUCGUGUCCAAAAUUUCACGCGAGCUCGCUGAUGUCACAUCGGCGGAUGGCGCGCAGACUGUGUCCUUUCGCAAUAAACGAAUCAUUACGGAAAGCAAGUGAGUUGUCAUUUCUGCAAAUCCCCAACACACCGCCAAUUGCGCCACCCAGCGCAAUCCAUAGUGUCGAUUCUGUAACUUUCCUUCUGCACACAUAUAGAAUAUAUAGAUAAGUGCGCUCGACCCUCGGCGUCGGAACACAACUCGAUACUCCUGGGUAGAUCCGACUCGAGCGAGUCGCGCGACGACAGGUCGAUCGUCGGCGCGGCCUAAUCGCGUGCAUCGUGUGCAAUUCAGCAAAGAUAAUGCAUACGGAGGAAGAGUGAGAGAGAAAGAGAGACAGAGAGGAAGGAAGAGAGGGUCUCUCUACGAAUCGACGUAGGGGAUCGUCCUUUCAGAUCGGUGGAUGAAUAUGAAACGUUCUCAUUCUCGGAACCGGGACGGCCGGGGUGUACUUAUAAAAAUGUAAAGCGAUCGACUUCUGGGUGGUUGCUGGACAAGCCUGGUUAUUAGUAAACAUUUAAAUCGACAAUCGCCAUAGCUAUGCGGACAGCGGGGAACGCUUCAUUCGGUCUCUCUAUCUGCCUCUCUCCGUUUCUCCACCUUUCUCUUCAGCGCUCUUUCUCCCUCUCCAUCUUGACUCCGCUCGCGAACCAGUCCACGAAGGGGGGCUACCGCGUUCUGCUUGCGGUCGAGGAAACAA